AUGUCUUCAUACAUCUUCUACUCCCCGGCCAUGGCCACAGCCAACAUCUUCGUCCCCCAAGUCACCACUCAUUCCGGCUCCCAAGUACCCCCGCCGCCCUCCCCAGUCGUCCUCCCGACCACCACCAUCAGCUACAUCGGCGACCCGGCACCUCCUCCCCCUCCGCCGACUAUCUACUUCGGCGCUCCCGUGCAGCAGCAGCAGACCCAUACCCAUACCCACACCCACACCCAUACUACCGCCCUGCCGUACGGCACGGCUGUGGCUGUUUACCCGCCGCCGCCGCCGCCGCCGUUUGUGCAGGUGCAGGCGAUGGGCGGGGUGCCGGUGAGGCUCGCGCCUUGA
Molecule: messenger RNA, 345 nt
Organism: Chaetomium fimeti
Lineage: Eukaryota; Fungi; Ascomycota; Sordariomycetes; Sordariales; Chaetomiaceae
Exons: 2
Coding region: 1-345 (114 amino acids)
Source: RefSeq, a predicted model, not a curated record